AUGGCGGAAAGCAUGAACCAGAAAAUCCCCGACUUUAUAUGGCUGUACCCAGACCUGCUUUCUGAGGACGGCCUGCGCUUUAUAUUACGACAGCGGUUUAUAAAACAUUCUAAAUCAGACCUGGAAAGUCUGCCAAAGGAGGACCUAGUUGAGCUGUUUAACAGAUAUGUUCUGCCCUUGCCACAGAGGAAGUACAGAAGUAACCGCAGGGGGCAAGAAAUGACCAGGAAACAGAUUUUGCUGGACAAGAGUUUAAAAAGAAAGAGCGCUGAUGAUAGUGACCAAUCUAAAACAAAGAAGAAUAGAGCAGAUGUUCCAUCAAGUGGACUCAUCAAUCAUGUGAAUAGUUCAGCCGCUCCUGCGGCCAGGUUAAAACCUCCCCCAUCUCUUGUUAACUUUGAGAAAAAAGUUGUCAAGUUGGUGGCAUCAGGGGACAAAUGUUUACACAUCGAUGAUCAGAAAGUCGAAGGAUUGCAAGAAGCAUCAAAGGAUAAUGGUCCUAGCCCAGCAAAAAAGAAGUUUGAGAAGAUUACAUGGCCAUAG
Molecule: messenger RNA, 543 nt
Organism: Candidula unifasciata
Lineage: Eukaryota; Metazoa; Mollusca; Gastropoda; Stylommatophora; Geomitridae
Source: the annotation of a GenBank genome assembly